AUGGGGUUCAUACCCGUCUCCGAAUUUGAAGAAUGGUUAAAGGACCGACCCAUCCCGCAAUAUCUCACCGAAAUAACCGACUCCCUCGACCUUAUUAUGACAAAAUAUUUCCCACCAGAUCCAAACUACAAACCGGGAACCCUCCCACAAAAUCUGCAAAAAAUCCUAGACUCCAUCCGCGAAAGCCUAACUUUACUCGAAACUUCAAACAAAAACUACAUCGAUAUCGCAACCCCCGCUCAUGACCUUAUCGACAAAAUCCAACCUCCACCGGAAUCAACUUCACUAUUAAUGUCCCGCAAGAAACAAAGGCAAAAGCUAGUAUUCUCCGCCGACGCAUUCUUCACCAAAAUCCUCAACGAGAUGAACACCCCCUUCACCCACCGUGAAGACAUGUGGGAAAACCGUCCCCUCGAAAAAGCGGCAUUGACCCCAACCCACCCAUCCGUCUUUUCCGCACUCCAAGAAUUCUGCGAUUACCUUCGCACAGACGUUGAUUUCCAGAAUACAACCACCCUCGGAGUAUGGCUCUACUCAGGCCGUAUCACGACUCGUCGGAAUAUAAACGUAGCAUGGUACUACCUCGACGCUCGCGAUGCAUUAAGCCAGCUAUUCGGGAGGUUUUAUACAGCUCUUUCGGAGAUAUAUAGAGAGGUUGAAAAGAUGACGGGGACGGUUUAUUGGUCUUUAGACGAUCCGGUUAGUAAAGCUGCUUCGUUGGGGGUACUUGAGCCCUUAAGGGUUUAUGUGAAGAAGGUUGAACAGGCAGUUUAUUUGAUUUAUUGGAAUAUGAUGCACAUAAGGAUUGAACCGGAGAAAGAGAAUUUGAUGAAUCAUAUGAAUUAUAACCCGGGCUUGAAUGGGAGGAAGCCGAUGAAGUGGAUAUCUAACAUCGAUCCAAGAAAUUUGGGAAGGUAG
Messenger RNA from Orbilia oligospora ATCC 24927, 918 nucleotides. RefSeq lists its product as uncharacterized. Bases 1 to 918 code for a protein of 305 amino acids. NCBI's taxonomy places the organism in Eukaryota, Fungi, Ascomycota, Orbiliomycetes, Orbiliales, Orbiliaceae. The transcript has a single exon. The record is from RefSeq and is a predicted model, not a curated record.